Meloidogyne enterolobii is the source of this 340-nucleotide messenger RNA. Lineage: Eukaryota; Metazoa; Nematoda; Chromadorea; Rhabditida; Meloidogynidae. The record is from the annotation of a GenBank genome assembly.
AUGUUCUUUAGCUAUAUAUCUACGUUCCUCCACCUGAAGCGGCCGGAAGCAGUGGCGAAGGUAACCAAGAAGCAGCCGGAAGCAGUGGCGAAGGUGGCCAACAAGCCGCUGGAAGUAGUGGCGAAGGUAGCCAACAAGCGGCUGGGAGACGUCGUCAACGUGAUGGAGAUGGAAACGGAGGAAAUGGUGGGAAUGGUCAUCGCGGUCGUGGGCGGCGCCGUCGCAAUGGCAGAGGCAGAAAUGGUGGAGGAGGAGGAAAUGGAGAUGGUGGAAAUUGAAGAGGAUCUGCCUACAAAUGAGGCUGAAAUUUGUUGAAAGAAUUGAAGAGAAAAGAUUAGUU